Messenger RNA from Belonocnema kinseyi, 402 nucleotides. RefSeq lists its product as uncharacterized. The coding region runs from base 73 to 402 and encodes 109 amino acids. The record is from RefSeq and is a predicted model, not a curated record. NCBI's taxonomy places the organism in Eukaryota, Metazoa, Arthropoda, Insecta, Hymenoptera, Cynipidae. The transcript has 3 exons.
GUGAGUGUGAAAGGAGCUGCCAGCAAGCCAUUAUGGAAACUAAGUUGACCCGAAACUCAAGAUGCAUUUGUUAUGCACGUUACUAAUAUAUUAAAACUUCAAGAGAGGCUGGAUAGUCAACGAGAAAAAUUUCGGAUGCAUGGCCGGACAGAACAACCACUUCUUAUUCUCCUGAAUUAUCCGAAAGAAGUUAAGAACAUUUGGUCUCGCAUUUGGUUAAUUAUUCAACUGAGAAUAUAUGGUAUAAGGGAAGAGCACGAGGAGCAUAUGGCAGAAAGCGUUGUAACUCUUCUUGGGACCUGCGUAACCGUGGUAAGGUGUUCAAUAAUUAGGAAAUGUAUGACUGGUUCUAAAGAAUUAUAUCGUUUUUUAAAAGCGUUUAAUAUUGAUAUGGCAAGAUAG